AUGGCGCUCGCCUCCCCCGUUCCCACUCAGGAGCGCGGUAUCACCACCAUGCACGAGGGUCGGGCGCGUCUCUCCUUUGCGGAGCGCGCCGAUAUCCUCGGUCUCUCGCUCGACGACCUCAUCAGCCAAGAUCGCCAAAACGUCCUGGCCAAGUACAGGCAGAACGUCAACCUCGUCAAGGCUGCUCUCGCUGCCGGUGAAGACCUCACUAGCGGCCUCCUCGGUACUGUUUCCGGCCUGCUCGGCAAGCGCGCUGGCUCCGCCGCCACCAUCAAGCUUACGGACGUCGUCUCUGGCAACGUCGACGAGCUUUACUAUGGGCCUCUCAACAUGGGUACACCGGCUCAGACCAUCCAGUUCGACUUUGACACUGGAUCUGCCGAUCUCUGGACACCCAUCCAGAACUCGGACGCAUACAAUGACGGUACACACUUCAACACUGCCGCUUCUUCGACCUACAAGAACACCACCCAGCCCUUCCAUGACGAGUACGGAUCGGGCAGCGUCGACGGGUCUCUCGGUAUCGAGACUGUUCGGUUCGGCGGGUUGACCUCCACCUCGCAGUACUUUGGCGCCGCCACACACGUAUCAUCUUCAUUCAACAACAACCCCGCCACCGGACUCUGCGGUCUCGCCUACAAGUCCAUCGCCUCCACUCGCCAGAACCCCCUCCACGUCAACCUCCAGGCACAGGGCCAGCUCGCCGCCGCCAAGUUCGGCUUCCGGCUCACUCGGGGCACUUCUACCGGCGCCGAGCUCACCAUGGGCGGUAUCGCUUCCGACUACGCUAGCGCCUCCUUCAAGACCACCCCUGUCACGUCCAAGACAUACUGGGAGGUCGGGACCAACGGUAUGAGCGUCAAGAACACCGUCACCGGCUCGAGCUUCCCCGCUGCGAUCGACACUGGAACUACCCUCGUCUACAUCCCCACCUCCGCCGCCAGUGCCUUCUACGCCGCCAUCCCCAACUCCAAGAGCAACGGUGACGGCUCAUACGACUACCCCUGCAGCUUCACCGGCCCCGUCGGUAUCUCCUUCCCCAAUGCCGGCAACCUCAACUUCAACAUUGCCGACCUCAACCUCGGCAAGACCAGCUCCACCAUGUGCCGAGGUGCCGUCCAGGGCAUGGACGUCCAGGAUGCCAACGGGAACAACUUUGCCAUCGUCGGGGACGUCUUCAUUAAGAGCUACUACACCGUCUUUGACUUCAGCGCCAACACUGUCGGCUUUGCUGCAGCAUAA
Dioszegia hungarica is the source of this 1242-nucleotide messenger RNA. Its product is annotated as aspartic protease. Gene Ontology annotation, biological process: proteolysis. The transcript is spliced from 7 exons. Lineage: Eukaryota; Fungi; Basidiomycota; Tremellomycetes; Tremellales; Bulleribasidiaceae. Gene Ontology annotation, molecular function: aspartic-type endopeptidase activity. The record is from RefSeq and is a predicted model, not a curated record. Bases 1 to 1242 code for a protein of 413 amino acids.